CUCCGUGUGUGUGUGCGUGUGUGUGUGUGUGCAUAUAGGCAAUAAGCUGCUCUGCCACUGCGCAACGAUGGAGCUAUCUCAGCGAUGGAGAUGACGCAAACAGCUCUCCAAAAAAGUGUUUCAAGACGAACAUGGCGGCAACUUAACCGCGGUCUAAGAUGACAAUGGCCAGCGGGAGAACGGAUUUCAGGCUUUUUGCCCAGGUGCGGGACAGAGACUGCAGCCUGCGUGUUUUGUCAGGACUGGCAGCUCUUCUUUAAGUCGACCCGCAAAUCCACGGACGCGCAGCAUCAGUUGCUCUCACCGAGAGACUCGCAACAGCUGGUCUCCACGCAGCCCGACGAAAACACACACCGGGGAGGAGGAAGGUUAGGAAAGGUUAACAUGCGGUCAAAGAGGACGCCGUUUCCUCCCGGAGAGCCAUGGAGAACCAGAAUGCGGCAGCGCGGAGCUGAGUCUGUGCGGGCGCGCUAAUUGGAUCGGAAUAGCACCAACUGCCGCGGGCGCGAUACAGGAGCGCCCUGGACCGGCGGAGGCACGGCACCCCACCGCCACAGAGGAGAACCCAUUGGACUCCAUCUCCCCCCUAAGUCAAUGAGUAUUGUGGCAAAACAGCCCCCGCGGUGGAGUCGGCCAGAGCAGCACUUUUCUAAAAUAUGACCAGGGGUGCUUGGAUGCGUCGGCAGCAUGACGAAGGCUUAAAAUACUGGUUUGCAUCCCGGGAGAACGAGAAGCCGUUUACUGAGUCGGAGCGGGCCCAGAGAUGGCGACUGUCGCUGGCCUCUUUGCUCUUCAUCACCGUCCUGCUCUCUGAUCACUUGUGGUUCUGCGCUGAGGCCAAACUGACGCGGACCCGAGACAAGCGGUCCAACCGAGGACUGGCAAUUACGGACAUGGGCGAGAACCCAAACUCCCUUCACCAACACCAACACCAACACCACAUCCCAACAUCACCUGACCUCCACCCUCUCGCCAGAGAGCAAGAUGUUAUUUUUCUAGGAAAUUCUACCAAAUCUCUUUGGCGAAUGGACGCCUGUCGCCCUGACAGUGUGUCCAAAGACUGCUUUACUUUCACGGACGCGAGGACCGUGUGCCUGGGCCUCUCCGCUGGAGAGGGGAAGGGGACACAGUCGGCGUACGUGAAUCUGAGCGAUUUGUACCUGUCUUUUUGUAAUUCCUACUCACUUUUGGAUUUGUUUUACGGGUUUACGACUCCGGACGAUAUGAAUUGCACCCUGGAUAUGGCCAUGGGGGAGGAUCUGCUGGGAUGCAGCGAGUGUGUCCGGGCUUAUCAGCGUCUUGACCUGCAGGCGGAGGAGAACUACCGGGAGUUUGAACUGCUGGUUCAGAAAUACGAGACGGAUGCGUACUCCGUCAGGACGUGCAUGGAGGAAUGUAAGAUGGUGUAUAAGCCCUGGCUGUGUUCUCAGUACUUCCAGACUACACAGAUGCACUGCAGCAAGCGAAUCCCCUGCGGUCAGUACUGCCUGGAGGUGCAGCAGCGGUGCCCCUUUGUCCUGCCUGACAAUGAUGAUCUCAUCCAUGGAGGCAGCCCAAGUUUUAUAUGCACAGGAUUACUGGAGGACUAUCCAUCAGGAGUUGACCCAGACUCAGAGUGCUGUGACGUGCGGUGGGACAUAAAAUCGGACAACCGAUCUCGGGGGACCCUGAAAAGAACUCACCCGCCAUGCCAACACCGCACCUCCCUCAGCUCCUCGGCAGCCUGCAGACUGUGCAACAGCCGGCUCAAACUCUGCCUGCUGGUCCUUGUUCUCCUACACACUGUUGCCAGCCUCACUGCAUCCCACAAUGCAACAGAACUAGGCCUCCCUGCAAUCACGCCUCUGGAGGAGAGCCCUGCCAAUGAGGAGUGAUGGAGCUGCCAGGAGGAGGUGAGGUCGUUAGGGCUGGGGAUUCCCUCACCAUGGCAACUGGUGGAUGUGGAAAAAUACAGCCACGGGAGCUGAGUGUGUGCCUGUGGACACUGCAUCGCUUUUUAGGAAAUAAAAAAUUGUGGGAAGUUUUGAGUAACAAGACACAGAUCAAUCUGAAUAAGUAAAUUAUUGAGAAAAAACAGACAUGUCGAGGGACUUGACGCAGCCAGUUUGCUAGGGAAAGGGGACAACGCCACAGCCUUUGCUGAGUGGGAAGGUCGGCUUCCCCCCGGCUGAGUUUCUCUCACUACGCUUUUUUAUACUGUGUUCCAAUUAUUGGUUUCUGUUGCACUGGCUGACUAUGAAAUAACACUAUCAUAUUCUCUUUCUAA
Molecule: messenger RNA, 2266 nt
Organism: Cynoglossus semilaevis (tongue sole)
Lineage: Eukaryota; Metazoa; Chordata; Actinopteri; Pleuronectiformes; Cynoglossidae
Gene: nalf1b
Product: NALCN channel auxiliary factor 1b
Exons: 3
Coding region: 657-1874 (405 amino acids)
Biological process (GO): calcium ion import across plasma membrane
Cellular component (GO): plasma membrane
Molecular function (GO): stretch-activated, monoatomic cation-selective, calcium channel activity
Source: RefSeq, a predicted model, not a curated record